Trichogramma pretiosum is the source of this 2675-nucleotide messenger RNA. RefSeq names its product ankyrin repeat and LEM domain-containing protein 2 (gene Ankle2). The coding region runs from base 357 to 2159 and encodes 600 amino acids. The transcript has 10 exons. Gene Ontology annotation, molecular function: protein phosphatase 2A binding. The record is from RefSeq and is a predicted model, not a curated record. Gene Ontology annotation, biological process: negative regulation of phosphorylation. NCBI's taxonomy places the organism in Eukaryota, Metazoa, Arthropoda, Insecta, Hymenoptera, Trichogrammatidae. Gene Ontology annotation, cellular component: endoplasmic reticulum.
ACACGUCGUCGUCGCUCGUUGCUGCUGCUGCUCAGCUCUCGCUUCUCUGCCGUGUGUUAUGAACUUUGAAGCGAAUUCGAUAUAAACACAUCUCGCUUUCGGCGUUGUGUAUAGUCUUAGUACCCCACAUUGACCGUCGUGUAUUGUGUGCUCGUCGCUCGCAGUGGUAUUAUACAUAUACGAAAAAUUGUGAUAUUUGGUGCGGGACAUUUUUUCGUACGGAAGACGUGAGAGAGAGAGACGAGAAAUUUUCUCACCCUGCCCAAGCGUCGAGAGAGUCCAAGGCCGCCCGCAGGCACAGCGACUUUCGGGAAAUUUUCCGGGUUCUCGCACAGGCAGAUGUGUCAAGAAGCGCAAUGGAAGAGCCGGUCCCUGCGAUUUCUCCCGUGCGGGAUUUUCACGCCGUUUACGUGCCAAUUGGUGACAAUAUGGAAUCGGACGACGAGCAGCCUUACGUCUUCAGAGACAAGACGGAAGCACUGAAGGUCAUCAAGAAAUUCAAACGUGCGCGUCUCAAGACCUUCAGAGCUUACGAGGAUGCGGUGGCGUUCGCCAGGAACGGUCUCGAAGCGAUACUGGCGAAUCCUCUGGCGAAUUGUGGCAUAGCCAAUGCGGCGGCCGAGGACAAGGGUAACGUUUUUAAAGCUCCCAGACCGCAGAAUCUCACGCAGCUGAGAAAGCUGAUUGAGAAAAAUGACAUUAACGCAGUCAGGACUCAGAUAUGGGAGAAUCCUAGGUAUCUUGUCAGUAGCGGAGAUACUCCUUCGAUUUUACAUGAAGGUAGCAGAUAUAACGCUUUACAUGUGGCUGUGAAAAGUGCUCAAAGUCCAGCAAUGUGUGAAUUGAUUUUAAAUACUGUGGGUGAUCCAGAAUUUGUGAAACUAUUUUAUGGUAAUACAGAUGAGAAGAAGAAUUAUGUAAAUAGAAGUCAUAUUUUGCAAGAUUUGUACUUGAACACGCCAGACAAAGGUUUAAACGAAACUCCAUUGCAUUUCGCAACAAAGUUUGGUUUAAAAGAAUGUGUGAAAGUACUUUUAUCUUACCCACAAUGUUUGAAAUCACCACUGAAUAAGCACCAUGAAACUCCCAUUGAUAUUAUUUGCAGUAGAAAGUUUAUGGACGAUGCAAAGUUAAAAAGUGAGAUACGAUCUUUAAUAAUGGAUGAACAAUAUUAUGUACCAGUUCUCCGUGCAGAAGAUAAUAGCGUACAACCAAAAAUUGGAGAUCCUUUUUCUCCAGCUAGUCCUCCUCAAUUGAAUACUGAUCCUUUUUCUCCUCGUAUAGAAGUAAGAGCCAUCGCUGGCCCAAUGACUAAAGCACAAGCUCUAGAUUUCAGGAAAAAAUGGAAAACUCCCCCCAGAAUACUUUUAACUCCAAAUAGUAAAGGCUAUAGUGAAAGCAAUGGAUUGAAAAGUCCUGGUUUCAAUUCAUCUUUCCGCAAUUCAAGUUUAAAUUCCCCUUUUAGAAGCCCUAUCAUAGGUUCACCAUUCAAUCCUCCAGCUUGGGAAAAACUUGAAAAUUUAAAUUCAUCUUUCCGUUUUCAAGAUACUGAUAAAGGACUUGAAAUGGUUGGAAGGGAAUUAGCAUCAGAGUGUCAAGUAUUAUGGAAAGAAUAUUGGCCAUUUUUGAAAGAUUUUGCUGAUUUGAGAUCUGAAGAUGGACUAAAAAAACUAGAAGAAUUUUUGAGGAAACAACAUCGAAAUAAAAUGAAAUUUAGUUUUAAUAUUGAUAAAAAGUCUAGUAAUACUAUUGAAACGGUAAAAGCAAAUGAAAAUAACAUAAAUGAUCUGUGUUCUCAAUUAGAGAGUCUUGUUUUACAAACUAAUGCAGAUUCGGACGACGAAAGCCAAGAUGACUCAGAAUUUGUGACUCCUCCAUCUUCACCUCUAAAAUUAGAGACAAGCAGGUCUUCGGAGGAAGAUAUGGAUUGUGCAGAUGAGAGGAUGGGAGAUGAAGUUUUUCUAGAAGGAAAAAAUCCCACAAAAACCGACUAUGCAGUAUUUCGUGCUAUUCCACCCUAUAUAGAUGUAAGUAAAUUCCCUGCUAUAUAUCUGUGGCGACAUGAUAUGCAACUACUUAUAAAGAACAGUACUGGAACAAAUAUGAGUUCAUCGAAAUACUUACCUUCCAAAAGAAGAUUGUUCUUACAUGAUGUAUAAUCAAAAAGUCUACAAGUGCUUCUUUGUUGCAUGAUAAAUACUAUUGGUGUUGAGGAACAUAAUGCGAUAAGUUUUAAUCGCCUGUUUGGAAUCAAAAAAAAAAAAAAAAUACUAGUGACUGUUUACUACUUGUCAAACUCUGCCAUUUUCUGAGAAAAAGAUUUUAUACAAAAAAAAUUUACUUGUGAUAAGCUCUAAUGAGCAGUAGGUUGAUGUAAAAAGUUAAAUGGAUUACUUUAUACUUAAUGAUGAUAUAAACAGUAUACGUAAAUAAUAUAUUUUCGUAUUGCUUGUACCAAGAGAUGAAGUAUAUAUUUUAUUAUUAGAUUUAAAAUUAUUUAAAAAUGUUUCUAUAAAUGCGUUUUACGUGUAAUUAUUUGUGUAUUAAUGUUUAAUACAAUUAAGAAGAUCAUUUAAACAAUAGCAUUUUUCAAUGCAUUUUCUAACGUUUUUAUUCAGAAUUGUUUUAAUAUGUGUAAGCUCGAAUAGUCAAAAUAAAGAACUAUUUCAUGAUUA